UUUUAUUUAAAAGUGUCCGAAAGGUUAAAUCACAAAAGUUUAGGUGAAUGCUCCCAAGGCACAAUUGGCGCUCCAGAAUGAGUGGGCUGCAGAAGACGCACUGACUCUCUGGACGCAUGUCGUACUUUUGGGGAUCGCUGUGAAGACCAUGGCCGGGAAGUCACAAAGGCGCUCACGCCGGGAUGGAUGUAACCUGGAGCCCGGGCCAGGUGAGGGCUGAGGGCGCGCUGCGCACUGGGUCAGUCUGGCUCACCCGAAUGGCUCUCAAAAGCUGACUCUCUUCUCGCCCCCGCCCCUCGCCGAGGGAGAACGACCAGGCCGCUCCUCCCCUGGGUGGGUCCCGGCUCCUUUUCUGGCAGGGUCUAUUUGCAUAGAGGAAACUGUCCAAAGUGGCCGCUGUGGAGGAGCUGGCGAGGAGAAGGGGGCGUGCGCCGCGAUCCGCUACUACCCGAAGGCCAAGCCCCGCGCUGGGACGUCCUGGUGCCUCGGGCUCUCCUGUGCGCUCAGUCUGCUGCCCCAGUUCUGCGCGGUACCCUCGGAGAGCCCUCGUGCGACAAGCGCGCCAUGAGCCUAGGCGAGCGCGCUGGUGGUGGCGGCAGCGGCGACGACGCGCAGAAGAGCAGCCCCGCUGGGAGCGGAGGCGGAGGGUGCCCCGCGACGACCGCCGGGUCGCGGGCGGUGAGCGCGUUGUGCCUGCUGCUCUCCGUGGGCUCGGCGGCCGCCUGCCUGCUGCUGGGCGCCCAGGCAGCCGCGCUGCAGGGCCGGGUGUCGGCGCUCGAGGAAGAGCGGGAGCUCCUGCGGCGCUCGGGGCCGCCGGGCACUCUGGACGCCUGGGCCGAGCCGCACCUGGAGCGCCUGCUGCGCGAGAAGUUGGAUGGACUUGUCAAGCUCCGGACUGUGCGGGAGGCUCCAUCUGAGUGCAUCUGCCCCCCAGGUGCCCCUGGACGGCGUGGCAAGCCCGGAAGAAGAGGCGACCCUGGUCCUCCAGGGCAAUCAGGACGAGAUGGCUACCCGGGACCCCUGGGUCUGGAUGGCAAGCCCGGACUUCCAGGCCCCAAAGGGGAAAAGGGUGCACCAGGAGACUUUGGCCCCCGGGGGGAUCAAGGGCAAGAUGGAGCUACUGGGCCUCCAGGGCCCCCUGGACCACCUGGGGCCCGUGGCCCUCCUGGCGACACUGGGAAAGAUGGCCCCAAGGGACUUCAAGGCCCAGUGGGUCCCAAAGGAGAGCCUGGACAAGAUGGAGAGAUGGGCCCUGAGGGACCCCCAGGGUCCAAGGGUGAGCCUGGCAUUCCUGGAAAGAAGGGGGAUGAUGGGAUACCCAGCCAGCCAGGGCUCCCUGGGCCCCCAGGGCCCAAGGGUGAGCCAGGGAAUGUGGGGCCCCAAGGAGAGAACGGCAUGGACGGUGCCCCAGGACCUAAGGGGGAGCCUGGCCACCGAGGCACAGACGGAGCUGCCGGGCCCCGGGGACCCCCAGGCCUCAAGGGCGAGCAAGGAGACACUGUGGUGAUCGACUAUGACGGCAGGAUCCUGGAUGCCCUUAAGGGUCCUCCUGGGCCACAGGGAGCCCCAGGGCCACCAGGGAUCCCUGGAGCCAAGGGUGAGCUUGGAUUGCCUGGUGCCCCAGGAAUCGAUGGAGAGAAGGGACCCAAAGGACCAAAAGGAGACCCAGGAGAGCCUGGGCCAGUUGGACCCAAAGGGGAAGCAGGCGAGAUGGGCUUGUCUGGCCUUCCGGGUGCUGACGGCCCCAAGGGAGAGAAGGGAGAGUCAGCAUCUGACAACCUACAGGAGAGCCUGGCCCAGGUCAUAGUGGAGCCAGGCCCCCCCGGGCCGCCUGGACCCCCAGGUCCCAUGGGCCUUCAGGGAAUCCAGGGUCCCAAGGGCUUGGAUGGAGCAAAGGGAGAGAAGGGCACAUCAGGAGAGAGAGGCCCUCAUGGCCUGCCUGGGCCAGUUGGCCCACCAGGCCUUAUUGGGCUGCCGGGAACCAAAGGAGAGAAGGGCAGACCCGGGGAGCCAGGACUAGAUGGUUUCCCUGGACCCCGGGGAGAAAAAGGCGACAAGAGUGAACGUGGAGAGAAGGGGGAGCGAGGUGUUCCAGGCCGAAAAGGAGUGAAGGGCCAGAAGGGAGAGCCGGGACCACCAGGACUAGACCAGCCAUGUCCUGUGGGCCCUGAUGGGUUGCCAGUGCCUGGAUGCUGGCAUAAGAGUGUGCCACCCAGCCCCAGAACCAUCAGCAAGUGACGCCAACAGGAAUGCGGGCAGGCCAAUCCAGGGGAAUUGUGUGCUUGAGGGGCACCUGCGGGGCUUGGAUUUCCUGGGAAGGAGACGAAGGUGAAAGUGCCUGGCUCAGGUGAGCCUGGAAAGACACUGGGUUGGGCCUUCAGUCACCUGAUUAGCCAAGACUCACUACUGUCCCCUUAAUCCCCGGAGGCCCUGGUCACACUGUACCCAAUGAUGUUCGGACAGCAUCUGCAGCUGCUCUGGCCUCUCCAGCCUCCAGACUCAAUCACUACCCGCUACCCCCAGACCCUGGGUUUCCCAGGGCAGGACAAGACUACCAUCAGCAAUUACAGUUGGACCCUAGGGAACUGUCGAUGUAAAGCACUCCAAGAGGGCCUAGCCCCCACCAACUUCUGUAGCCCUCAGAAGCCAGUCUGUUGUGAGAAUAUGUGUCCUCUGGCCAUCAGCAGUAGCCAAAAUCUGCGAUUGCACAAUGUGGAGCCAGCAGCAGUGGGAAGCCUGUUGUCCCUGAGUGUGCAGAGAUACCCAGACUGUACUGGCUGCCACUUCCUGUCAUCUCACCACAGGAAGGGACUUUCCUGGCCCUGAAGAGAUAAGCCUCCAGCUCAGUUUGGGUUUCACUGGCCUCAAAGUCUCCUGCUCAAAAUACUGAUCAGCCUGGUAGAAAUGGGUCUCACAGUGAGUUGUGCAGACUCGGCAAACUGCAAAGCUGGUGUUCCCAGCAGGACUGAGCAGGGGGCCUGUGACUGAGUCCUCCACACUCUGAUGAAAGCCUUUGCCACAUCUAACAAAGAGUCCUAGUGAUCAGCUCUGUCCUAGCUACUUUCCUCUCCUCUCUGUGUAGAUGGGCAUCACUAUGUGUAACAAACCACAGAUGUGUGUCUGGGUGUGCCUGUCCUUGCAGACUGGCCCCAGGCACUUCUGGCUGAGGUUUCACCGUGGACAUUGCAAGCUGGGGAAGGAGAAAGGGACUGUUCCUAGGUUGAAGCCACCUCCGAAAACAAAGGAGGUAGCUCAGGAUCAGGUGGGAGACAUGUGGGGAGUUAAGGACAUAGGCUCAAGGUCAGGUCCUACCACACACCAGCAGAGUCCUCAGGCCAGUCACUUCAUGUCACGGAACCCCUGUGUGCUUCUUUGCUGUGGCUAGCAGUGACUGCUGCAUAAAAAAUUGCCCUGAAACUUGCUUGUUUCCUUAAAGUAUUGACUGUUUCUGUUUUUCUCUUACAGUUCUGAGGGUUAAUCAGCUUGGCUGGGUGGUUCACUGAAAGUCUCCCACAUUUGUUGCUUGAUAUUGCCCAAGAUGGCCAGAAUAUCUAUCUGGACUUUAUGUGUAGUCCAGGCUUCCUCACAGCGUGGUGGCUAGAUUCCAAAGUGAAUAAGACAGGUAGAAACUGUGUCACCUUUUAUGCCCAAACCUCCAAAGUUAUAUGGUAUUGCUUUCGGCCAGAGUCAGAGGUUCACCCAAUUUGAAAAUAGAGAGGUAGACCCACCCUCUCAAUGAAAAAAGUGGCAACAUCGUAUUUUAAGGAGAAAAUGUGGGACACUAUAUGUAGCAGCCAUCUUUGAUAAUGCCACCUACCACCUCAUCUACAAAAGGAGAUAGCAUUACAUAUCACUAAGUGGUUCAAUGAGGAUCAACUUUGUGGAAUACAGAAAGAAUCUAGGACUGACUGAUCAGACACUCUGAAGCACUUGGGACUCAGAUUUUCCUCUCUUCUCCCCACUCUAAGACCAAGCGAGAGCCAAUCUUGCAAAGCAUUUCCAUAGCUCUAAUGUCAACUGGGCCUUGUAAUAUCUCUAAGAGAAGGACCCAGCAAAUAUGCCCAUUUUACAGAGGACAAAACCAAGCACAUCCAUGGUGGUAUAGAAAAGAAGGGACCUAUAGGUAGAGUGUCUCAGACAUCCUUUCCCCAAGGUCUGGAGCCUAAGGAGGGCUACAAUAUGGGUAGUUCCCCCCCACCACCACAAGACCCCCAAAUGUAUGCCCUCCUUGCUAAGCACAGCAGCCCAGUCAUACUCAGGGUGAGGAAGGAGGAAUAUGUCAAGUCCCUAUCUCUGACCUCUUCAGGAGCUGGUAAUAAGUAGCAGGCCAUGCUGCUUAGCCAGUCUACUGGCUCACCAGGGAAGCCAGAAGUAGGAAAAGGAGGAGAAACACAGUGAACUUGAUGACUGGUGGAGACUUCUGGGUGUCAAUGCCUCCUUUUGAGUCCCCAUAACCUACUAAAUCUACACUUGACAGUUAGCAAUUCACUCCUCCCUCCAACCAGGAACUUCACUUGAUAUCCUCCCUAGACUUGUGAGGGAUGGGGCUCAUGAGGUAGGUGACACUAUGUCCAUUUUCCAUAUGGGAAAACUGAGCAUCAGAGGGGACUCUCACCUGCCCAGGGAUGCACGGCCAGGAUGGAGUGGCAGGCUUGGACCCAGGCUCUUGGGUAUUCUCCAAUUUGUCUUUAGCAGGAAUGGAAAAUUUGUCUUUAGCAGGAAUGGAAAAUCAUCCCCAUGAUGCUGGGUGGCUGACAGGUAAUCUUUGUGGGGAUAGAAGCCACUUUUUUUCUUCCUCAGACAACUAAGGGGGUCAAUUUCCUACCCCAUUGGACUGGAUGGGACCAUUUUUGGCUCGUUGCUGCCCCCUUGUGUCCCCAUUCCUCCUAUCCUCCAGUAUACAAACUCAACUGCCAACAUCAGUAUGUAGAACUGCUGAGUCAGCUCGGGUGAAGGAGGAGAGGCUAUGGGAGAUUGAAUGACUAGUUCAAGGUCCCAGCUGAGACACUGCAGAGCGCCUUGCCUCAAUGCUGAGCCUCAAGGACUGAGAAGGGGGCUUCAGGGCUCCCUGCCAAGAAGGGUAGCUCUGCUUCAAUCUUUUCUCUUCCGAAAGACAGAAAAGCAUAUUUACUGAGAGCUAAACUAACAGCAAGGACCACUAUACCCUUUUCCAGAUGAAUCUGAGGCCUGGGAGAGGGGGGCUUACCAAGUUUACUUCCUCCUCAUCCCUAUGAUACCACUAGAAAUGCAGGGGAGGCUUUGGAUUGUCACAAUUAUUGGAGGCCAUUCCUGACAUUCAGUAAGCAGAGCCAGGGACAGCAAACAUUUGAAAUGCACAGGACAGUUCUGCCCAACAAUGAAUCAUCUCACUAAGAAUGCCAGUUGAGAAACACCAUGCCCCAGGUUCAAGUCUUGGCUCAGCCCCUACCUCCUAUCCCAUGCCCUCUUGCUUCCAGUGUAGCUUUGAAGGACACACAUGAGAUAACGGAUGGGAAAAUGCUUAGCAUGGGCUAGAGGCAGAAAGGAAUGGACUUUUUCUGAGCAGGGAGAGAGUGAAGCUAUAGAUAGAUCAUCUGAACCAGGAAAUGUCCCAGUCUGGUCUGACCUUCAACUGUAUCAGCCCCUGACCCUAGAUAACCAGGGGCAGGUAAGAUGUUCGCUGAUCCUGGGUACAGCCUUCUUGCCCUCUACCCCAAGGCAGGAAAGCCCCUGAGCCAACCUGACUGCUCUGAGCUGCCCUAGGCUAUGCCUGUGGCUGGACCUUAGGCUGUAAGACAAAACACUGAAGAUGGAAAUCAGGCAGGACUUUCUCUCCUUUCUCCCUUCCUCCCCCCACACCCCCCCACCACACACACCCACACAUACACCAAAAAAAAAAAAAAACAUUAAAAGCUGAAACUGCAGGGCAUAGAGGAACAUGGGUCUCUCCAGCAAAGAGGAGGAGCCAGUACAUUGAGAAAACCAUUGACCGCAGUCCCAUUCACACACACAAGGGGCCUUGACCCUCAAAAAAGAAGUAAGUGCCAUAAACAAUUAACCUCUCAUGGUUAAUUUUAGAAUUUUUUCAAGAAUCGUGUACAGUUACAAAUAAGAAACUCAGUUCAGGAAGAUGACAAAGUUCUGUGGGUGGAUGGUGGCGAUGGUUGUACAACAAUGGGAAUGGACUUACUGUCACAGAAUUGUACCGUUAAAUGGCUAAAAUGGUAAAGUUUGUUAUGUAUAUUUUACCACAAUAAAAAACAUAAGGAAUAAAAGAAUAUAAGAAUGUUCUUUAAUAAA
Messenger RNA from Marmota monax (woodchuck), 6279 nucleotides. It is a transcript of the gene Col23a1, whose product is annotated as collagen type XXIII alpha 1 chain. NCBI's taxonomy places the organism in Eukaryota, Metazoa, Chordata, Mammalia, Rodentia, Sciuridae. The coding region runs from base 565 to 2238 and encodes 557 amino acids. The record is from RefSeq and is a predicted model, not a curated record. The transcript has 29 exons.